AUGCCUCCCCCAAACCCGGCCAACGACGAAGCUCACCAGCAACUAUUGAACACACUGGACAUCGCUCAUGCCCCGAAGUCAUUCCGCAACCCCAACUGGAAGCCAUCCCAACGCCGAAACAAGAAUGUCAAACAAAUGAUCUCUGAGAGCUCCCGCAAGGAAGCAUCGGUGAUGGCGACUCAGGCCAACUCGGGCGCAACCACACCAGGGACCUCGGGAGCGAUCACCGAUGGCACAAGAACUCCUGCAGAGGGAGCUGCACCAAACCUGUCACAAGCUACCCAGAACCUCUCAACUCUGGUCCUGGAAAAGAACGCCCGGGCGACGAACCCGACCGGGCCUGCCGUGACCUACACGAACAUUGAAUCGGCGCCCUCGUUCAAUCCCGCCUACCAACACCACUACUGCGAUAUCACCGGGUUGAGCGGGCCAUACACCGACCCAAAGACCCGUCUGCGGUACCACGAUAAGGAGAUAUUCAAGGUCAUUCGAACCUUGGCGCAGGGAGUUCCUGAGAACUACUUGGAAGCUCGCGGAGCUCACACCAUUCUGAAGUAG
Molecule: messenger RNA, 558 nt
Organism: Penicillium olsonii
Lineage: Eukaryota; Fungi; Ascomycota; Eurotiomycetes; Eurotiales; Aspergillaceae
Source: the annotation of a GenBank genome assembly